CGCGGCAUGAUCCCGCCCGCCUCCGUCGCCGCCGCCGCCGCCGCCCGCCGAGAUGCUGUACCACAGCUGGUGCGGCGUGUCGCUGCGCUCCGGCGCAAUGUACAUCGCCGCGGGCUUCGGGCUCUGCGCGCGGUGCUGGUGGCCGUGACGGUGUUCUACGCGCUGCAGGCCGCCGUCAACGUGCUGCUGCUGUUCGGCGCCAUGCAGAUUUUAGAUCCAUCCUCUAACCCGCAAUGUUUCCCGUCUCGUGCCCAGGAGAACGCCUGCCUGCUCUACCCCUGGAUCACCGUCUACUCGUUCGUGGUGAUCAUCAACCUGAUGGUGUGCGCGGUGGUGCCCGCCACCUUCUUCAGCCACGGCUUCUCCCUCGACGGCGUCUUCGCCAUCCUGGGCAGCAUCCUCAACAUCGGUUCACAGCGCUAUUCCUCUUCCCGUUAG
Gryllus bimaculatus (two-spotted cricket) is the source of this 438-nucleotide messenger RNA. The record is from the annotation of a GenBank genome assembly. Lineage: Eukaryota; Metazoa; Arthropoda; Insecta; Orthoptera; Gryllidae.